Mesocricetus auratus (golden hamster) is the source of this 3705-nucleotide messenger RNA. RefSeq names its product aldehyde dehydrogenase 7 family member A1 (gene Aldh7a1). The record is from RefSeq and is a predicted model, not a curated record. The transcript is spliced from 18 exons. NCBI's taxonomy places the organism in Eukaryota, Metazoa, Chordata, Mammalia, Rodentia, Cricetidae. Bases 68 to 1687 code for a protein of 539 amino acids. Gene Ontology annotation, molecular function: aldehyde dehydrogenase (NAD+) activity.
GGCUGGGGGCGGGACUGCAUUUCCCGGACUCCCCUGCGGCAGGGGCUUCUGGCGUUCUAAGCUCGGUAUGUGGCGUCUGGCUCGCACUUUGUGCGAGCGUACUGCGAAGAGCAUCAGGCAUUCCCGCCCACCGUGCAGGCCUACCGCCCUCAUGUCCACUAUGCUGAUCCAUCAUCCUGACUAUGCUUGGCUGCAAGAGCUGGGGCUCCGCGAGGAGAACGCGGGCGUGUAUAAUGGAAACUGGCGCGGCGGGGGACAGGUAAUUACGUCCUAUUGUCCUGCUAACAAUGAGCCAAUCGCAAGGAUCCGACAGGCCAGUAUGGAAGACUACGAAGAGACUAUAAAGGAAGCCAAGGAAGCUUGGAAAAUGUGGGCAGAGAUUCCUGCCCCAAAGCGAGGAGAAAUAGUAAGAAAGAUUGGCCUUGCCUUGCGGGAGAAGAUCCGAGUACUGGGAAAACUGGUGUCUUUGGAGAUGGGGAAGAUCUUAGUGGAAGGAAUAGGAGAAGUUCAGGAGUUCGUGGACAUCUGUGACUAUGCUGCUGGCUUGUCAAGGAUGAUCGGGGGACCUGUCUUGCCUUCUGAAAGACCUGGCCAUGCUCUCAUUGAGCAGUGGAACCCAUUAGGCCUGGUGGGAAUCAUCACUGCCUUCAAUUUCCCGGUGGCCGUGUUUGGCUGGAACAAUGCCAUAGCGCUGAUCACAGGGAAUGUCUGCGUCUGGAAAGGAGCCCCAACAACUUCUCUUGUUACUAUAGCUGUCACAAAGAUCGUAGCCAAGGUUUUAGAGGACAAUGAUCUGCCUGGUGCCAUUUGUUCCAUGACUUGUGGUGGAGCAGAUAUUGGCACAGCAAUGGCCAAGGAUACACGUGUGAACCUGUUGUCCUUCACUGGGAGCACUCAAGUGGGGAAACAGGUGGCCCUGAUGGUGCAGGAGAGGUUUGGGAAAAGCUUGCUAGAGCUUGGAGGAAACAAUGCCAUUAUAGCUUUCGAGGAUGCAGACCUCAGCCUGGUUCUGCCAUCAGCUCUGUUUGCCGCCGUGGGAACAGCUGGACAAAGGUGUACCUCUGUGAGGCGGCUGUUUUUGCAUGAAAGUAUCCAUGAGGAAGUCGUACAAAGACUGAAAGGCGCCUACUCGCAGAUCCGUGUUGGCAACCCCUGGGACCGGAAUAUUCUCUAUGGACCACUCCACACCAAACAGGCAGUGAGCAUGUUUGUUAGAGCCGUGGAAGAGAUAAAGAAACAAGGAGGCACGGUGGUCUACGGGGGCAAGGUUAUGGAUCACCCUGGCAAUUAUGUAGAGCCCACCAUUGUGACUGGUCUUGCCCAUGAUGCAUCCAUUGUGCACGAGGAGACUUUCGCCCCAAUUCUCUACAUCUUCAAAUUCAAGAAUGAACAAGAGGUUUUUGCAUGGAAUAAUGAAGUGAAACAAGGACUUUCAAGUAGUAUUUUUACCAAGGAUUUGGGCAGAAUCUUCAGAUGGAUUGGACCCAAAGGUUCAGACUGUGGCAUUGUGAACGUCAAUAUUCCUACCAGCGGGGCUGAGAUUGGUGGUGCAUUUGGAGGGGAGAAGCACACGGGCGGUGGCAGGGAAUCUGGCAGCGAUGCCUGGAAGCAGUACAUGCGAAGAUCCACGUGUACCAUCAACUACAGCACGGACCUGCCUCUGGCUCAAGGCAUCAAGUUUGAGUGACGAUGCUUUAUUUGGCAUCACUUAGCCAUUCCUGCGGCUACUCUGAAGAAGCCCAAGGAAACGCUGAUUUUCCCUGAUCGUUUUGUAUCUAACAGCGUCUGAUCUCCAGUGAUCCCCAAACCUGACUAAAUCAAGAUACUAAUUUUUCAGAAAUUGAAAUUAAAUAUUCUCAACCUAGCCACAUUUAGCAAAAGAUGGGUUUGGUGAAUUUGUGUCACUAGUGACCUUUUUUUAUUACAGUUAUUUCUUGGUUAAGUAAAUGCCAUCAUAGGAAGCUGGGGAUAUGGAAGACCGAAUAGAGAGGGAAGAGAGUCCUUGCAGUAGAGAAGAUGAAGGCUGUCCUCUGAGCAGUGUUCACUACUCACAGUCCCCUCCUCUGGCCGGGAUUGAAGGGGAGAGGUACCCUCACAUGCUGGGGACCACAGCACAGUUUCGUGUGCAUGACUUGCAGUGUUCCAAAUGACAGUGGGUCACUGUUGGGUGAGGCGAGGGAUUUAGCUCAGUUGUGAAUGGUUGCCUAGCAUAUGUGAAGUCCUGGGUUCAGUUCCCAGCACCACCACAACAAAAAAUGCUGUAGUCAACGAAGGGUGUUCCCCCAUGUAUGACUCCUGCUCAUGACUGUGUGGGGUAGACAGACCUUCAUUCUUGUCCCAGAACUUGUCACCUGCUGGGAACUCUGGGGCUGAAGUCACUCAUAAAAGCACUCCUGGAUGCCUCGAGUGACCUCAGACCAUAAGCCAGAGCCCGGGCUUGUGCUGAUGCUCAUAGGUUUCUUAGCCUGAAUGCUCACAGUGCAUGCAGGGAAGGUCACUGCUGAGCAUCUAAGGUCUCACCGGGAAGCAGUGGCGUACCUGCUCUGUGGUGCUGUCACUCUGUACUGCAUAGCAGCCACCACUGGGUCUACUGUCACACUGAGCCCCUGCAGAUGCCUAAGGAGGAUGGGACAUUUGUAGGUAACUAGAGUCAUGGUGUGGAAAGAUUUGGAUGACAGUAAAGAAUUUGGGGGACUGAUUUCAGUGUGGGGAAGCGGCGGGUGGCACACCAACCAGUUACAAAUGUGUGUUCACACCUCUCUGUUGUCACCAGUGAGGAGCAUUGAGUGGCAUGCCCUUGCCAUCACUGACUAUGAGCCAAGCUAAAUGCCGGUGACAGAGCUACUGAGAGGCUGUUGUCAAGAAUGAGGGUAGGGGGAAAAUAAACAGUUCAUUUCUUGGGGAAAAAUUGUUGACAGUGCCCCAAAUUACUAAGUAAGAAAGUGACAUGGCUUGCUAAGAUUUGCAGGUGGAUUCUGAAUCAUUGCUGUGGCCAUGAGGACCCAGGUUGUGCUUUUUCAUAACACACACAAUGCAGUGAGCUGGCCAGUUUCUACUGCCUAAUUAGAACUGUUUUCCUGAGAUAGGCUUUCCCCCCCAGGCAUCCCAAGAGCUGGGACUACAGGUGUGUAUCACUGCCCAGCUUGAUUCUUCAAAGCAAGAGAAUGAAGUUGGAGCAUCAGGAACUUGGAAUAUAGUCCCCACACCAGUAAAUGAGUGUGGCAGUGCACACCUGGAGUCUCAGCAGUCAAGUGGUAGAGACGAAGAUCACGAGUUCUAGGCCAUCCUUCGAAACGAGACCAUGUUAUGAUGAACACAACAAAAAUAAAAUCAGGAUCAGUGUUGUAACUCUGGAUGGCCUUGAACCCAGAGAUCCACCUGCCUCUGCCUCCCAAGUGCUGGAAUUAGAAGUCUGUCAUCACACCUGACCAGUACUCAUUUUGAUCAACACACACACACACACACACACACACACACACACACACACACACACACACUUAAACACUUCAGUUGAAUUGCUAAGGAGCUAUGAUGAUGUGGCCACAUGUGACAAUGGCAUUUAUGUCCAGUGUGUAGAAGAUGAUGGAGAGUUAGAAUCUUGGCCGAAGCUGAUUCAGAGGUCCCUUUGAGACUUCAUAAUUUUUAUGUGUUUCUAGCACAAGGACUUGUUUGUCAUAAUGUUUUUAUUAAAACUUUGGCUUUUAA